Messenger RNA from Lotus japonicus, 1097 nucleotides. RefSeq names its product ethylene-response factor C3-like. The transcript has a single exon. Gene Ontology annotation, molecular function: DNA binding; DNA-binding transcription factor activity. The record is from RefSeq and is a predicted model, not a curated record. Lineage: Eukaryota; Viridiplantae; Streptophyta; Magnoliopsida; Fabales; Fabaceae. Gene Ontology annotation, biological process: regulation of DNA-templated transcription; ethylene-activated signaling pathway. Bases 86 to 871 code for a protein of 261 amino acids.
CCAAAGCAGAGUUCUAGAAUCACAGAAAAAAGCAAAUUAACAUUUGGCUCACCCAUAAAAUCAAAAAAAUUGUGAGCAUUUUGAGAUGGAUUUUGAUUCUCUUCUCUUCCAAAACCAAGAUUUUCAAUUCUUCCCUGAAAAUCCUCAACUUUUCUCCUGGGAAGACAACAACAACAACAGCAACAUUUUCUUCAAUGAUUUCACCACUCUUCUUCCCUUCAACAAUUUCAGUGAGAACUCACAAUCACAAUCACAAUCACAAACCAAGGAAACAUCAUCAUCCUCUGACUCAAUCUCAAACUCAAACUCUAACUCCAACUCUUCAGGAUCUGUCUUUAGCUUUGAAUCACAAUCAGAAGUUUCCUCCCCCAGCAAAACUUGUGCUCCACCAGUGAGAGAAACUUAUCAAGCAUCAUCAUCACCUUCACCGCCGCCACCAUCAGUUCCUAGUAAGAGGGUGUACAGAGGAGUGAGGACAAGGCCAUGGGGGAAAUUUGCAGCAGAGAUUAGAGAUUCAACAAGAAACGGUGUUCGAGUGUGGAUUGGAACAUUUGACACAGCUGAAGCAGCAGCUUUGGCUUAUGACCAAGCAGCAUUUUCAACAAGGGGUUCCCUUGCAGUGCUGAAUUUCCCAGAGGAAGUUGUGAGAGAGUCAAUGAAAGACAUGGCUACUAAGCCUUGGGAAAAGGGAACUUCCCCUGUUUUGGCACUCAAGAGAAAGCAUGCUAUGAGAACAAAGAACAGUGUAAAGCCUUGUAAGAAGAAAAUCAAAGGUGAGAAGGUAGAGAUGAUCAAUGCUUGCCAAAAUGUGCUGGUUUUGGAGGAUUUGGGUGCUGAUUAUCUUGAGCAGCUUCUGAGCCUGACAUCGUAGCGUUUUUGUUCUGUUUUCUAGUUUUUUUUUUCUGGUUUUUUUGUAAUUGUUCAUCAUCAAACUUGAAGGUUAGAAUUGAUUCUUUCAUGACUGGAUCAAAUGUACUAUUCGGAUAUCCUCCUAGCUUGUUCAUCAUCUCCAGCCCUUAAUGACUUUUUCCUCUAUCUUGUUCUGAAAAGGAAAAGAAAAUUGUAUAAAAAUGGCUUGAAGAUAGUUUUUUUUUUCA